This is a messenger RNA of Felis catus (domestic cat), 1838 nucleotides long. RefSeq names its product nitric oxide synthase trafficking (gene NOSTRIN). The transcript is spliced from 17 exons. The coding region runs from base 132 to 1754 and encodes 540 amino acids. Gene Ontology annotation, biological process: signal transduction. NCBI's taxonomy places the organism in Eukaryota, Metazoa, Chordata, Mammalia, Carnivora, Felidae. The record is from RefSeq and is a predicted model, not a curated record. Gene Ontology annotation, molecular function: protein binding. Gene Ontology annotation, cellular component: plasma membrane; cytoplasm.
UUUGACAAGGACUGACGUACUCUAGGCCCUUUGAAUACGGGAAGUUCCAGACACACCCAACCUUGACUGUAGUUUCUUGAAUGCUGAAUGCUGGAACUUAGGUAGAAGGACAGAAGCAAAAACAUUUCAAUAUGAGGGACCCACUGACAGAUUGUUCGUAUAAUAAAGUGUACAAGAAUCUAAAGGGGUUUUCUCAAAAUGGAGAGAAUUUCUGCAAGCAGGUCACAUCCAUUCUUCAGCAAAGGGCAAACUUGGAGAUUAACUAUGCCAAAGGACUUCAGAAGCUAGCAAUCAAGUUAAGCAAAACAUUACAGAGCACCAAAAAAAAGUGUCAUCCUAAACUGGAAGUACCAUUGCAAAGACCACUUUUGAUGGUGAAAGAGAGAGGGAAAGAAAAAAGAAGCUUUCUGGAGCUCACAUUCCUAGUCCUCCUCAGGAAUCCUCUCUGUCUCGUCAGUGCCUGGGCCUGGGUCUCAGAGGGCAUGAAAUCUGCGGCGGACCUGCAUCAAAAACUUGGCAAAGCAAUUGAGUUGGAAGCAAUAAAACCAACUCAUCAGGUCCUGAGUGUACAUGAAAAGAAGAGAAAAUCUCUUGAUAAUGAAGUUGAAAAGGCAGCAAACCUUGUCAUUAGCAACUGGAAUCAACAAAUCAAGGCCAAGAAGAAAUUAAUGGUGAGUACCAAGAAGCAUGAAGCACUUGCCCAUCUUGUAGAAAGCUCCAAGCAAACUGUGACUAAGAAGGAGAAGCAGAAGCUCCUCAGUAAACUGAAAAAAUCGACUGAAAAGUUGGCAAAAGAAGAUGAAAAUUACUACCAAAAAAACCUGGCAGGCUGUGCUACCAGGCUGAAGUGGGAAAACACAUUAGAAAACUGCUACCAGAGCAUCCUGGAGCUGGAGAAGGAAAGAAUUAAACUUUUAUACAAUAACUUAAACCAGUACACCCAACAUAUUUCUGUUUUUGGCCAAACCCUGACUACAUGUCACACUCAGAUUCACUGUGCCAUCAACAAGAUAGAUGUUGAAAAAGACAUCCAGGCUCUCAUGGAAGAAACUGCAGUCUCAUCCACAGAAAAUAAAUCUGACUUCCUAUUAACCGAUUACUUUGAAGAAGAUCUUAACAAUGCAAUGAAUAAAGAGCGACAAGAGUCUUCAAUAAAAUCCAAACUGUUGAGACUGCAAAAAGAUAUCGAAAAAGCCUCAAGAGACCGGGCAGGUUUGGAACAAAUGCUGAAAUCCUACUCUAGCAACUCCGCCUUCUUGGACACAGAGAGCCAAAGAAUCACAGCGGCCUUAAUGGAUGAGACCAACUUGAAACUAGACCUUUUGCAAGCAAACUCCUACAAACUGUCAUCAGUGUUAGCAGAACUUGAGCAAAGACCUCAACCCAACCAUCCCUGCAGUAACUCCAUCUUCAGGUGGAAAGAAAAGCAACAGACACAUAGUUAUGUGAAAAUAUCUCGGCCUUUUCUGAUGAAGGUGAGCAGGGCAUCUUGUGGUGGGCAGAGAAUCCCGAGUGCCUCAUCUGCAGCGUCUGGUGUGGCCCAGCUCGGCAGUGGUCUUUGCAAGGCUUUAUAUUCUUUCCAAGCCAGACAAGAUGAUGAAUUAAAUUUGGAAAAAGGCGACAUUGUGACUAUAUACAAGAAAGAAGAAGAAGGAUGGUGGUUUGGUUCUUUGAACGGAAAAAGGGGUCAUUUUCCUGCCGCUUACGUGGAGGAGCUCCCUUCAAAUGCUGGGAACCCGGCUACGCAGACGUAAGACAAGAUUCCGAACAUGCCGCCUUAGUCCGUAAACUUCACAAUGCAGUGCAAAUAAAGAUAAAUGCUGUAAUCUUUACAAAUA